This is a messenger RNA of Cuculus canorus (common cuckoo), 4811 nucleotides long. RefSeq names its product VPS39 subunit of HOPS complex (gene VPS39). The transcript is spliced from 26 exons. The record is from RefSeq and is a predicted model, not a curated record. Gene Ontology annotation, molecular function: protein binding. NCBI's taxonomy places the organism in Eukaryota, Metazoa, Chordata, Aves, Cuculiformes, Cuculidae. Bases 118 to 2772 code for a protein of 884 amino acids. Gene Ontology annotation, biological process: endosomal vesicle fusion; intracellular protein transport; autophagy. Gene Ontology annotation, cellular component: cytoplasm; membrane.
GUGGCGUGGCGGGCGCGGGGGCUGCUGGAAGGCGGCGAGGCGGGGCCGUUCCGCCUCAGCACCGGGGCGGCCUCCACUCGGUUCACCGAGCCCGCAGGAGUCACCGCCGCCGCCAUCAUGCACGACGCCUUCGAGCACGUUCCAAUCCUAGAGAAGCUGCCGCUGCAGAUCGACUGCCUGGCGGCCUGGGAGGAAUGGCUCCUUGUUGGUACCAAACAAGGGCAUCUUCUUCUUUACAGGAUCAAGAAAGACAUAGGAGAGGUUAUGUCAUCAGAAAGUGUCUGUUGCAAUAGGUUUGAAGUGACACUAGAGAAGUCCAACAAGAACUUCUCGAAAAAGAUUCAGCAGAUUCAUGUUGUUUCUCAGUUUAAAAUUCUGGUCAGUCUAUUAGAAAAUAAUAUUUAUGUCCAUGACCUGUUGACGUUUCAACAAAUCACCACGGUUUCCAAAGCAAAAGGUGCAUCUCUCUUCACUUGUGAUCUUCAGCAGUCAGAUACAGGAGAAGAGGUGCUGAGAAUGUGCGUGGCAGUGCGGAAGAAGCUACAGCUUUAUUUUUGGAAAGACAGAGAGUUCCAUGAACUACAGGGAGACUUCAGCGUACCUGAUGUACCCAAGUCUAUGGCAUGGUGUGAAAACUCUAUCUGUGUAGGCUUCAAGAGGGACUAUUACCUUAUACGGGUGGAUGGGAAAGGAUCCAUCAAAGAACUGUUUCCCACAGGGAAGCAGCUAGAACCUUUGGUAGCUCCUGUAGCAGAUGGAAAAGUUGCAGUUGGCCAAGAUGAUCUAACAGUUGUGCUCAAUGAAGAAGGAGUCUGUACGCAGAAAUGUGCCUUGAAUUGGACAGAUAUUCCUAUAGCCAUGGAACACCAGCCUCCAUAUAUCAUUGCUGUUCUGCCACGGUAUGUGGAGAUCCGUACUUUCGAACCCCGGCUGCUGGUACAGAGUAUUGAGCUGCAAAGACCACGUUUCAUCACGUCUGGAGGCACAAAUAUUAUAUAUGUGGCAAGUAAUCACUUUGUUUGGCGGCUCAUUCCGGUGUCCAUAGCCACACAGAUCCAGCAGCUUCUGCAGGACAAACAGUUUGAGUUGGCUUUGCAGUUGGCAGAAAUGAAAGAUGAUUCAGAUAGUGAGAAGCAGCAACAAAUUCACCACAUAAAGAACCUCUUUGCCUUCAACCUCUUCUGCCAGAAGCGCUUUGAUGAAUCCAUGCAAGUUUUUGCCAAGCUUGGUACAGAUCCCACUCAUGUGAUGGGUCUGUAUCCUGACCUCCUGCCCACAGAUUACAGGAAACAGCUACAGUAUCCCAACCCCCUGCCAGGGCUGUCUGGUGCAGAGCUGGAGAAGGCACACUUAGCUCUGAUAGACUACCUAACUCAAAAAAGAAGUCAGCUGGUGAAGAAGCUAAAUGAUUCUGACCAUCAGUCCAGUACUUCACCACUCAUGGAAGGAACACCCACUAUCAAAUCCAAAAAGAAGCUGCUACAAAUCAUUGAUACCACCCUGUUAAAGUGUUACCUCCAUACGAAUGUAGCACUGGUGGCACCAUUACUACGUUUGGAGAACAAUCACUGCCAUAUUGAGGAGAGUGAGCAUGUACUAAAGAAGGCACACAAAUAUAGUGAGCUGAUAAUACUGUAUGAAAAGAAAGGUCUGCAUGAGAAAGCAUUACAGGUACUUGUGGAUCAAUCAAAGAAAGCCAACUCACCUUUGAAGGGUCAUGAGAGGACAGUGCAAUAUCUGCAGCAUUUGGGCACAGAAAACUUGCACUUGGUAUUUUCCUACUCUGUCUGGGUGCUAAGAGAUUUUCCUGAAGAUGGACUGAAGAUAUUUACAGAAGACCUCCCUGAAGUGGAAGCUUUACCACGAGAUAAAGUGCUUAGUUUUUUGAUAGAAAAUUUUAAAAGCUUGACUAUUCCUUAUCUGGAACACAUCAUUCAUGUCUGGGAAGAAACUGGUGCAGACUUCCACAACUGUCUGAUCCAGCUGUACUGUGAGAAAGUGCAGGGCUUAAUGAAAGAAUAUCUCCGUUCUUUCCCUGCAGAUAAAACUCCAGUGCCUGCUGGGGAGGAAGGAGGAGACUUGGGGGAUUACCGGAAAAAGCUUCUACUUUUUCUGGAGAAGUCUAGCUGGUAUGAACCUAGUCGACUAAUUAGUGACUUCCCCUUUGAUGGUCUCCUAGAAGAACGUGCUCUGCUCUUGGGUCGCAUGGGGAAGCAUGAGCAAGCUCUGUUUAUAUAUGUUCAUAUUUUGAAGGAUACCAACAUGGCUGAAAACUACUGCCAUAAACAUUACGACAGAAACAAAGAUGGCAACAAAGAUGUCUAUCUGUCACUGCUCCGGAUGUAUCUUUCCCCACCUAGCGUUCAUUGUCUGGGACCAAUCAAGAUGGAGGUGCUGGAGCCUCAAGCCAAUCUACAGGCUGCUCUGCAGGUUUUGGAACUGCAUCACAGCAAACUGGAUACCACCAAGGCAAUAAACCUACUCCCAGCAAAUACUCAGAUUAGUGAGAUUCGGAUCUUCUUAGAGAAAGUACUUGAAGAAAAUGCCCAGAAAAAGAGAUUUAAUCAAGUCCUGAAGAAUCUUCUCCAUGCUGAAUUUCUGAGGGUCCAGGAAGAGCGGAUCUUGCAUCAGCAAGUGAAGUGCAUUAUUACAGAGGAGAAGGUGUGCACUGUAUGUAAAAAAAAGAUAGGUAACAGUGCGUUUGCUCGAUACCCCAAUGCAAUAGUUGUGCAUUAUUUCUGCUCCAAAGAAGUCAACACGUUAGACACCUGACCUUGUCAUGGUCCAUAAUCCCAACAUUCAUAUGAAAUCCAGAAUGGACGACGUAAGAAAUUGAUGCCUCUGAGAGUUUUGAGGCCUGUUGCUAUGUUCUCUUAUACUAGGUAGAAGUCAACUGUAACUGUGGACUGACUGUACCUCUCUGGCAAUACCAACUUAUUAGAAAGUUACUUUAGCCGUGUUAUUAUAGUGCUGGCAACUACACUGAACCUCGUAGUACUCGGAUGAAGAAUAGAAACUGAUUUUUGUAAUGAGUUUUGUAUUGCACUCCAACCUUGUGAACGAGUUGUUAGACAACAGUUGAGCCUUCACCACAAAUCAAAUUUUACUGUACAAUUUAACCUCCAUAGGGCAACAACAUUGCGAUUUAGCCUUGUAUGUAAAUAGUUCUUUCCAAAAAGAAAAUUCCUUUAAAGUCUCUGCAGCUGUAUCAGUGUUGUGUGGAGAUCACCAGGUGUUUGGUGUAGAGAAGGCUUUGGUGCCUAUUUCUAGACUUAAAAAAAUAUAAUUUGACUUUCAUCUCUGUAAUGGGAAUGUUUAAAUGCUGGCCAAAUGAAUCCUUUUAUUGAUCUUCGGUGUUAACACCUGACCUUCUUGUAAGUAGAAAUUCCACAGGAGGUAGUCAAAAGGUAGAUGCCAUUAUUAAGCUAUUUUUUUCUUUCUUUAAUUUGAGAGCUGUAAAUUGAAAUAACUCUUGUGUUGUUUGCACUGAAUACGUUCACUCUUAGCAUGAGUGGAAGCUCAGAGACUGUUCUAAGAAAUUCACAUUGGCACUCGUACCAAAAAGUGAAGAACACUCUGUAAAGCAACUUCUGGAGGGAGUGAACUGUAGUUAUUGUUUGAGCUUCUAGACUACACUUCAGAUCUGUAUAUGUAAAGUUCUUCGGUCUCUGGUUCGCUUUCCAGUAUUGAAGUGAAAUUUGGACUAUUUCAGCAUCUCUCUGUUUUAUAUACUCUGAAACUGUGUUCUGCUCAGCCUGUUACUAUUUGUAAGUUACUUUUGGGGCAGAAGUCUUAACUAUGAAAACUAGAUUGUACCAUAUUCCUUGUAGGCAGUAAUAUUUUUGUCUAACUUAUUUUUCCACGAACUUUAAUCUAUAGCAGAUUGGUAUGAGGGAUAUUAAAACAUUUGAUUGGUACAGAAAGAAUCUAUGCAGUGGUAAUGAAAAGGCAGCAGUAGCAAAUAACCCAGCAGCUGGCUAUGACUCCUAUUAUCUUGGUUUAACAAUAUUUAUAAAUAUGUAAUUAUUAAAUAGUAUGGAGCAUGGCAUGUAACUACCAGAUAUUGCCUCUUAAUGAACAAAUAGAUGAUUAAAGCUUGUCUGCCUAAGGUGUAAUUCUCUGUUAACAUAAUACGUUUACUUAAGCCAUUGUUAUGCGAGUGUUUUUUAGGAACAGAUCUGCUAUAGGCUGACAAUUCCUAAUCUACUUUCAUGUGCCAAUGUUAGUAGUUUCCUUUGAGACCUGCUUAUUUUGUCCCUUUACAUAUGUGUUUGUAUUUAUUGUUUGCCAUUAAUUCUUAUGGAUUUCUUGGUCCAGUGUUUUGCUACUUCUGUGCUUGGAUGUCUUGGGCAGUGUUGCUAGAGAUGUCUUUCUGCAGAGGCUGGGUAGAGGGAAUCUGUGGUGUGAAUGUUUUUUAACCUUGUAUUUCUUCUAUUUGAAGAAGAGAGCCUAAAAGUACUUAUAUUGGAUUUGCACAUUCUGUAUAGAUCUUUAUAUGCUAGUUCAGGUACAGAGGGAAGAAUAUUUGGGAAAGUUGUUUACACAGGUCAUUGAGAAUUAAAGAAGUGUAUUUAAAAAGGUCCUGUGUUCUUUGUAUGCAGAUAGAACAAUAGUGCCCUGAUUUUUACCUAUCUUAUGUUUAGUGCUCUUGACUGAUUUUUAUUUACUUUCAUCAUCUGCUACCAGGACAGCUGUAUUCACAUGUGAGGAUCUUCAUUGUACUCUUACUUUCACGGUCAAGGUUGUGCCUCUGUUCACCUCCAUUGCGUACCAUUUACAGAUGUGUGGUUUGUGAUGCAAUUUCCCCCUCC